Messenger RNA from Aphis gossypii (cotton aphid), 1785 nucleotides. RefSeq names its product CCR4-NOT transcription complex subunit 7-like. Gene Ontology annotation, molecular function: poly(A)-specific ribonuclease activity; nucleic acid binding. The transcript has 4 exons. Gene Ontology annotation, cellular component: P-body; CCR4-NOT complex; CCR4-NOT core complex. The record is from RefSeq and is a predicted model, not a curated record. Bases 340 to 1491 code for a protein of 383 amino acids. NCBI's taxonomy places the organism in Eukaryota, Metazoa, Arthropoda, Insecta, Hemiptera, Aphididae.
UACUCAUACUAUUUACAAGACCGCAGCCGUGAUCUGAACAAAAUAUUGUGUAUCGUAAUAUUAAUUUUUAACUGUUUAGACUAUACCGUAGGAUUGUCUGUUCGUUUUUUUUAAAACUUUUUUUUUGAAUCCAAAUAUCUAUGUGAAGAUCGAUCGAAGGUGACUACGUUAACAUCUAAUUCAAUCAUUGAUAAUGGCUGAUGAAUAAUAUUUUCCACAUAUAGUCUUAACAACUUCAAAAUUCUUUCAAAACUAUGUUUUCUUCAGUUGAAGGUACUGAAAUUUCCUGAGAUCAUUAAACUUUGAGCUUAUUCACUGAACAAUCUCCAAGCUUUCCCAAUGAAAAGUGUAGCUGUUGACGGUACAUCAGAAAAUUUACGUCAGUUAAACACAACUUGGGGAAAGAGCAGAGGUGAACAACAAACAGAAUUGAGUGCAGACGCACGGAACACAGUACGAAGAACUUUAUUUGUUGAACCGUCUGCUAAAUUAGAAAGCAAUGAUAACGUUUUGACGGACACCAACGAAAAAAAUCCUAAGUGGCUCUCGUACGUAUUGCAGAGAUUAAGUGAAGAUACUAAAAGUAUGCCUGGUAAUAGUCAAACACCACCAGCCAAAGAGGUAAAAGAGAGGGAGCCGGAAGCACAAACUGGAGUUGGACCUGACUGUGGUAUUAAAGAUGUUUGGGCUCAUAAUUUAGAAGAAGAGUUUACGUCAAUACGAAAACUUUUGCCAAAAUAUUGUUAUGUGGCUAUGGAUACAGAAUUUCCAGGUGUUGUAGCCCGACCUAUUGGGGAUUUUAAAACAACUGCAGAUUAUCUGUAUCAGUUGUUGCGAUGUAAUGUUGAUCUGUUAAGGAUCAUACAAUUGGGGCUUUCAUUUUUUGACGAAGAUGGUAAAACUCCCACUGGUCCAUACACUACUUGGCAAUUCAAUUUUAAAUUCAAUUUAUCAGAAGAUAUGUAUGCCCAAGACAGCAUAGAAUUGUUGACAAAUUCCAGAAUACAAUUUAAGAAGCAUGAAGAGAAUGGAAUCGAACCUAUUGUUUUCGCUGAAUGCAUAAUCACAUCUGGUUUGGUACUAAUGGAUAAUAUAAAAUGGAUGACAUUCCACAGCAGUUUUGACUUUGGCUACUUAGUCAAGGUGUUGACCGAUGAAAAAUUGCCACAAGAGGAGUCAGAUUUUUUUGAUAUGUUCUCUCUAUACUUUCCUUGUGUAUAUGACAUAAAGUAUCUGAUGAAAAGCUGUAAGAAUUUAAAGGGUGGCCUGCAAGAAGUUGCAGAUCAAUUGGAACUAAAGCGGAUUGGACCACAACACCAGGCGGGAAGCGAUUCUCUACUAACAGGCAUGGCAUUUUUUAAAAUCAGGGAUAUGUAUUUUGAAGGAAUGAUUGAUAGCAAGAAAUAUUGUGGUCAUUUAUAUGGCUUGGGCAUUACCACAUUGAACAAUGGCCAAAUUCGGUAUGAUAAUAAUGAAGGGCCACCCAAUUAAAUAUACCAGAAAACAUUAUUAAUAAAAUAAUAAAUAUAUUAUUUCUAAUGAUCGUAUAGUUGUUGUUAACUAUUAAUGAAUGGUAUCAGCUAUACAUUUUGACUUAAAAGACACAAAUUUAAAAAAAAAAAUAUAUGCCUCAGGCAUAAUUUUUCUCUUCUCAAUUUAUUUAUUCUGUGUACAAUUUUGUUUGCCAACUGUGAAUGAAAUUAGAAAAUGAUAGAAUUAAAUGUAGUUUAGAAUUAUUAUGUUAAGAAAAAAAAAUUAAAGAAAAAAUAUGGUCUGUACAAUAAA